GUUUGCUACGUGGGUUGAAGUGUAAACGGAGUCAUCAUAAAUAUAUAUAAAUAUUACGUACUGUGACGUGCUCUUUCUUGCUCUUUCAAUUUAUUAUAAGUAGUCUGGACAUUUUUAACCUUUACCGAUGAUGUAAACUUUCUCAAUCAAGUUUCGAUACAAAUAAUGGCGGCGGCGAAUUCUACUGCGACAUGCGAGGACUCUUCUGUGCAGACGGCCGAUGUCCAAGGAAAGGUUAGUUUAAUUAUGGUCAAAUAUCAAAAUUAGCAGGUGUACGUAAGAACUUUUUUAUGAUUUUGGUUCGUAAAGUUUAUUUUCCACCAUUGAUUGAUCGCAUUAAUUUUCAUCUGUUGACUUACUGUCUUCAGGUGGUGUUUAGCCAAGAUGGCGUGUUCGUGCACACUGCUGUAUUAACUGCUACACAGGGUGCCAACAUUAUUCCCGGAAUUGUCACAAUUAUCGAAAAAGUAGGUGAAGAUUCGCUCUCACGUAGUCUUUACUACUAUGGUACCUUGAUAUAUUUUAUGGGGACUCAUUUCAAAAAAAUUAAAGUAUUUCCCGUUGCCUGAUGUCGAUGUUUCCUCAAUUAAACUGUCUUGUAACCUCUUACAGUAUCAGUCAUAAAGUUGUCAUUGUAUUUUUUUGUUGCCAACCUGUCGUAUCAACGGAUUUUUAUAGGGGUCUAUUCUAAAAAUUCGUUCUAUAAAUCAUCUUUACCUCCAAUCCCCAUAUCACUCUAAUUAUAAUUGUACAAGACUUAGGAGACUUUUAGUUGCAGUUGUCUAUUUUCCAAUAGUUUUAUUAUGAAACUGUUUCCUGAUCUCCACCCGUGAAUUGACCUUAAGUUGCAAGCCCCUUUUUAUUGGAUGAAUCAUUCAAGCUGCCAUGGAGCAAGGAAUGUUAAUGCCAUCCCACAAUUUGUGGAAAAAAAACAAACUAUGUGACCUGGCUAAAAUAUGGUUCUCAGGGUCAAUUUAGUUACUCAAUAAGUAUUGCAUAUGAUAUAUAUAUAUGUUAUUUGCUGGCUGGGAGGUCCAUAUGGUGAAAAACUGUGACCUCGGUCACAGUUUUUCACUAUACGGACCGACCCUUAGCUGGUGAAUAACAUAUUUAUCUUUUUUAAACUUGACGAGAUUCUUUCCGAAAGAACCCGAAUGAUUUAGGGCUGUAAAUAUGGCAAGAUCUUCCAUAAACUGAACUAUUUUUGAGCGAGCACCUGGUUGAAAUAGAGGUGAUGCAAAUUAAAGAGAGAUGCCUCACGGAAACAUUUUCAUUUCAGCAACAAUAAAGGUGAUUUAAAAGGCUUCUUAACAAACUUUGAAACUAUUUUUACAAGUAUCUGUCACAAUCUGACACCUGUCAAUUAGAGAGCGUGUAAGAAAAAAAAGCGUAAGAAGAUUUAAAAAACAAUGGAACUAGUUUGGCAAGGACUGUUACGACAAUGUUUUCUUCAAAAACAGUCAAUGAUGUAAUGGAAAGCAUUAUUCGCUCUGAUUGAUGAUUCAUUCAUGUUCAAAGAUUUACCUCUGUUUAUUAAGGAAACGGCGAGGAAAGUAAUUUUGAGUAAAUUCAAAUUUUUUAAUUUGAAGUUGUGAGAGUUUGCUCGUUUGUUUGCUGCAAUGGCGUUUGUAAAUCUGGUCUUUCGUCCACAAAACUAAAUUCGAAUGGCACACUCCAACGAGACACAAGGGGAUUUAAUGCAGCCUUUUCUCAAUAAAUUCCUUCAGUUUCUGUAGUGCAAUUUACAGUACAAAUGUCAAAAUUGAACGGACUUGGAAAGACUCACCAGGAGCGUAUAUUUGUUGCAGAACUGAAAUUAAAACUUCUCUUGCUCUUUCACUACAAACAAAUUGUUUGAGAAAAUUCAGAUUUUAAAUGAAUGAAAGUUCCAUCGUUCAGUAACCAAAUACCUCACGUUUUAACUUUCUGGGUAUUUUUUGUGAACAAUUAAAAUUAAUUGCAGAGGAAUAUUUUUCUGUCAACCAAAGUGAUUUGAGAGAGAGAAAAGAGAGGAUUCAUAAGUUAUUUAUCAGCUUGAGAUAGUGGCUGAAGUGGUUGCUUGUAAAUACUGCACAGCCGGAAAUUUGAGAUAUAUUUAUAAAAAAUGGUAACGAAAGUUGGGAUGUACUUGGCAACUCAUGAAAGCGUUACUGUGGCCCAUGGGCAGAGAUAGGAAAAUACUGACUGGGUAAAGAACCAAUCAGAUUGCAGGAUUUGUUACCAUGCCCUUUAAAAAAAAAAAAAAAAUAUUCAAUACAAUGUAGUUAUAUAAUUUCUUUAAUUAUUUUUGACAGCAAAACAGCACAUUUAUAGAUUGGUCACCUGCAGUGAAUGAAGAAGAAGAAUUUGAGCUAGAAACAAGUGACUAUUCUGAAUGGGAUCUUGUCACUCAAAGUAAACAGGAAGGUAAUUUAUGAUACCUGUAUAAAUUACAAGCAUAGUUAUUUGAUUAAUUAUUACAAAAAAGUGUUUUUCAAGUUAUGUUCUCUGAUAGUUGAUGUUAGAAACCACAAAGCACAUCUACAUGAUUGUAGUUCGGCCCAUGUGAAUUUCAAAAUUGGUGUUUGUAAACACUUGAAUUUUAGAGCAGUCAAAGGAACUUUGCACCUCGGAAGGGUCUAGGACUGUUAAACAACUUUGAGGAGACUGUAUACAUUCAUUUGUUAAUCAUUGUCUUGCAUGAUGUACCUAUAAUCUACAACUCCUUUGCAUUGGAAUUACUUGCUUAGGGGUUGGUAAACUUUUAUAAGAAAUAAAAUGUGAAACUGGCAUUUGUGGUAAACAUGUUUUGAUUGACUUGUUGUAUUUAAUAAAUCAAAGUAUAGUCAUGCAUCAAUUACUUGAGUUGUGGAUCUACAAUAUUCCCAAUCAGUUCACCUUUUAAAGACCUAUUUUUAACCAGUAUGCAUCAGGCAUAGCAUUGACAAUUGGUGACCAUUAACUUGAUGUUGAUUAUUCCAAAAGCUUUGGGAAAAUAAUAGAAGCUUUGCUCUUGUGAAAACUAUAACAAAAACAGAAGCUCGCAAUACAUACUGGCCAAUGGUAGGUCUUUAACCACCAACUCCACUGAGAAGUCUUGUACCAACACAGAUGGAUUUAUUCUUAAUUUUUCAAAAUCUUAACUUGUUUUGAGUUUUAGAGGUCAGUUUGUUUUACAUCUCCAGUGCCAGAGAUUUGAGUGGUACUCUCUAACUUUCAAAAUACUGAGUGUGUAGGCCCACAAUAUGCAAAUUGCAUUGCAUACUCAGUAUGUCAUGCAGGCAGUGAAAGCAUUAAAAGUGUUCUCUAAAUGACUUUUUGAUGUUAUUUUUGGUUGUUCGUGGGCAUUGUAAACAGAUGGAAGUGUCCAGAAGAGAAAGAGGAUAUCCAUGUAUGCCAUUCACUUCAAUGUCUCAGAGUUGCACUCUAUCAGACGUUCUGACCCAAAGUUGGCCUGGUCUUAUGCUGUAUUUAUGUUAAAAAAUGGCACCACUCAACCAGCACUCCAUUUUCACUCUGGGGGUAUAAGUGAAAUGAUCCGUCACCUACAGAGAUAUGUAUGGAUUACAAGGUAGGUACAUCUGCUAUGACCUGUUAUUAGGCUCUUUCAAGUAUUUUGUUUUUUUCUUCCUUUAAUCUUUCAACUUAACUUUUUUUCCCAACCAUAAUUUUUUUACAUUAACCCUGUCGAUUUGUUUGUUAGAAUCAGGGCGUGAAAUUGUGCCUAAUACAGGCGCCAAUGCAACUAAAUUUUUUGCUGUGGCGACUAAAUCCUGAGAACUAGCCACUAAAUUGGCAACUAGAAUGCUUCAUCAUAACCAUACCUAGAGAUAUAGUGAAUUAAAAAGAUUUGCAACGAUAAAUCCACAGCAAACUUCCUUGUUAAGUUUGUUUCCAAAAUGCAGCAUAUACAUCUUGAUUGAUGACUAGACGCCAUCUUGGAUUUAGGUGAGCCUGAAUGUUGCACAUCAUCCAUCCUAGUGUCCACUUUGAAGAACCAUGCAGAACUUAAUUUUAGAGGGUCUAUCUACGACACUGACAGUGUAAAAAAAGGUUUUUCUUUGUCUUUAAAAAUGGCGACCAAUUUUUUUAAUUGGCUGCCACUUUGAAAAUUUUGGAGCCAAGUGGCUAUCAGAAAAAAAAAAAUUAAUUGCAUGCCAUGUAGAGGUUGGAUUGCCUUAUGUUAUGUGAGAUAGUCCUUUUAUAUCUGUGCAUUAUAAAUCUUGCUUUUCUCUUUGCCUUUAUGACUUCAGAUCUCCACACAAUCACAAGUUAUUUGUUGUGACAGAGGAUCACAAUGCACUAAUGAAAUCUCUUGAUCAUCUUGAGUUAUUCCCAAAGGAUAAUCUACCCCAUCGAGUACCAGUAAGGCUUUUUUUUACUGACAUUGGUCAUUAAAACUACAGAAAACUGCAAAUUUAGAAGAAUUUAAAAUAAUCUUAAAUAUUGAUAUCUGUGGACCUGACGUUUGAGCUGUACAUGUAGAUGUCCCUCUCCAACUAUACACUCAUUGUUUCCUGUUUCUCCUACUUACAAAUCCUUAGUUGUAUUCAUAGUAGAAUAAAUAGAUCAAUGUCAGUAUCUGAUAAACUGGGUACCCACCCCCAACCUAACAACAGUCAACUGAUAACAAGUUAGGGUUAUGUUGGGUUAGGGAAGAGGAAGGUGGGCAGUUCAGAUACUGAAAUUGAUCCUAAGAUAGACAUGCCCCCACUUGGCUGAUUUAACUUAUCAAGUCGUUUGAUUUAAGAGAUUAAGUAAUUUAAGAAAAAUCUUAAUAAGAAGAUCAUUAGUUGAUCCAAUACCAAAUUCUCCAAACUAGCAUCACAAGAACUAUUUGGCAGACAGUAAGGAGAAUUACUAAUGAGAACUUGGGAGUUAAAGGGUUAAGUGAAGAAGUCACAAAUAUUUGAUUCAUUUAGCACAGGGUUUAAAACUGGUGCUGCAGAGGCCCUGAAGUCUGAUCUCACUUGAAACACUUAAUCCUCCCUGUCCUCAUCCAUCUCAAAUGCCCUCAUUUUUCCUUGGCUAGUAGCACAAUAAAGGUAGUGAAAUCAGAUGAUGCAAAGUCUGUUACCAAGUAAUAUCUGAACCAUCCAAAAUUUAAGAGACAAAUUUUCUAUCCCUUAAACAUGUUCUCAGAUGACACAUAUCAGUUGACUGUUUCCUAUGAGAAAAUAACUUCAUUAGUCUGUAUAGGUGGCAUUUAAACUGUCCCGUUGCAAUUUCCAUUUAUGCAGGCAUGAGUCAACAACUAACCCAUCACUGGUACUGCUUAGAUUAGGUUGCUGAAAACCAGUCUUGGUCUAGAAUUUUUUUUAUAGAUUAAUUGUUUUGAUUAGAUUGGCGGUAAAUGUGUGUGUUGUUUAGUAAGAAGUCAUUAUUUUCAACUGCUUUUUCAGUGGCAUAAGUUACUCCACAGUGCAUAUUAUGAUGGCAUGGAUGCUUUGUCCAAAGUGACACGUUAUGUGAGAGAUGUUUAUGCAGGCUAUCAGGAAGGAGUGGAAGGCACUCAGGAAGAAGAACAGGAGAAUGGUCUAAAGAAGGAACCUGAGUUUGAAGAUCUUGGGGAUGAUGCCAACCACUCUGAUGAGACAUCUGUGCCAGGAAAGGUUCAAUAAUUUUUUUCAGAUUUGGCCUUUUAAAAAUUCAUUGCUACCAUUAAUGUGAACUUAGUAAUGACAUGAGCUCACCACAGAGAUCCCUGUAGCACAGUGUUAAAGUGUUGGUACAACAUUGCAGCUUGCAAUCUAAUAAACAUUUGGAAUAUUCAAAAUACUUUUGCAUAUACAUGAAGGAAAAGCAUUUUUGAAUGAGAAAUUAAUUUGUACCUUUUUUGUGUGGAGAGAAGUAAAUAAUGUUUUUUCCACAUGAACAAUAUGCAGCGAGAUCUUGGUGAGGUUCCAGAGGUGUCACGAGGAGAACCAAUGAGGCUUAAUGAAUGGCAGUCAUUCCUGGAUGAUGUAGGGCGAGUCACUGAUGUCAAGAAGCUUAAAGACAGGAUAUUCCAUGGGGUAUGUGUUAGAAAAAGAAUGCAGUCUUUUAAAAAGUUAAAAAUUUAUGACCAUACUGAUAACAGCAAAACCACCUUAUAUACAAACAUGCUUGCUGCAAAAUUAUAUGCAAUAUUUAAGAGAAAGAUGAUAUUAAAGAACCCUCCUUCCUUGUGGAAAUUGCAUCUUUCAGGGUAUUGAUGAGUUAAUUCGUAAAACAGUCUGGCAGUAUCUGUUGGGGUACAAGAAGUAUGGUUACACUGCACAGUCACAGCAAAACCUCUUUAGAGGGAAGGAGUAAGUGGAAGCCUCUUCAGAUAAACUUCAUGAUGUUAAUACUUAGUUGGUGUAUGGAACUUUCAUAACUUUUUUUCGUACUGGGAAGGUAUAUGUAUGCAGCCGAUCUUCAACUUGAACAUGUGUAUGUAGCUUCAGAACAACCAAAUUGAGUUUGGUAUCUGGUGGCCAAAUACCAACAAAUUUUCCUACUAUUUUCCUACCUUCUUUGGGCCAAUUUCAUUGUUUUUUGCUUUUUGUUGUUCUCAAGGGAAGAAUAUAAAACUAUGAGGUGGCAGUGGCAGUCCAUGACCAAAACACAAGAAAAUAACUUUUCUGAAUUUAGAGAAAGAAAGCAUCUUGUAGGUAAGGAAGUACAAAAUGUAAUGGGAACCCUUCAACAUCUAAAUUUUUUAGUUCAUGUUGCAAGCAUUUACUUGCUACAGAAGGACACUGAUGAAGCAAACAUCUUUUACUCCUCAUUCUGUCUUAGUGCAUGUACUAAAAAUGAGUAUGUUGUCAAUUGAAGAGAGUUCUCUGUUUCAGACAUUUACCUGACUGACAUAAAAAGCCAGGCUUUUCAGAUUGUUUUGGUUUGUAUUAAAACCUACAUGUAACAUACAUAAAUGAGUCUCCUAUAGGGCGCCUGGACUAGCAAUGAGAGGUUUUAAAUUGUUUUAAAGCUCUUGGUGAGAGUUCUGGAAUGCGUUAGCUGUCCUGUGAAUAUGUGUAGCUAUUACUAUUUGGGAUGUGUUGCUUCAGUAGGGAAUGAAAUCAGUCUAGGGCUGUUAAGUCAUAAAAGGGAACGAUUAUUACAGCUUGUUAGUUCUUUUACAGAUAAGGAUGUUUCACGGACAGACAGAACACAUUGCUUCUACUCUGAGGCCAACCAUUCCAAUGUGAAGAAACUCUAUGACAUUCUUCUCACUUACUGCAUGUACAACUUUGAUCUUGGUAAGUUCAACAUUUCACCAGCUCGUAACGUUAUAUAUGUAUCUUCUCUUUUGUUUGAAAGUCUCUCCCUUUUCCAAAGAACAUGACGAAGUUCUUCAAAAGAAAUGCAUGACAAAAACUGUGUAUCUGCAGAAGAAAUAAGUUGUUUUAAUUUAAUGAAUAAAUGGGAAUCUAUUCUCCCCAACCUUUGUGCUCACUUCUUUGGAUUGUUUCUACUGCAAACGGCUCGCUAUUUUUAUGCGCUAGGAAGUAAAGAACAGGAAGUAGCAGAUAUUUUUGUUGCCUGUUCCACAAUCUGAAGAUGGGGAAAUUUCUUUACUAAGCCUUGAAUGCAUCCUUUACUUUCCAGGUUACGUACAAGGCAUGAGUGACCUCCUUUCUCCAAUAUUAUUUCUGAUGGAAGAUGAAGUUGAAGCUUUUUGGUGUUUCGUGGGCUUCAUGGAAAAAGUGGUAGGUGCUAAUCCUUGUGGCCCAGCGCUCCAAGUUACGACUGUGCCGGUCAACAUAACGACGACAUAGGGUGUUUUGGUGACUAUGAAAAAUUAACAGGAACAAUGCCAAAUACUAAUCUUAUCUUGACAUGUGAAGAAACAGAAACAAAAUUUUUCGUGAUUAAAAAACAAAUGGGACUGUAGUCAUAAAAAGUGAAAACCGUUCGAUUUCUUCAAGAAGUAGAACACAUGGAAAAUGUCCAAAACAAAAAUUUUUACUUUUGACUGAUCCAGUACGUUUAAGAAUCACAGAUGAGAGCAUAUCACAUGGAAGUGAUCUUUGAAUGUACAGGACCUUUGUCAAUGAAUGCACAAAAUAAGGGAAUAGUUUUUAAGUAGCUCUGGACCUUGAUGAAUCAAAGUUGUCCAGUAGUAAUAGAAAAUCUCUUAGCAACUGAUCUUUGGGGUCACCAAGUAAAACAAUAUUGGCGACUAAAGUUUCAUUCAAAGUCGCCAACUCCGUGACCAGUUUUCGGCGGUCCAUUACAAAUGUAAUAAGCAAUAACGUUUUAAGUGUUACGGUCCAAAAUUUUAAAGUGAAAUGAAUAUUAAUUUACGAAAUUUUUUUUUUUCUUCAUCGCAAGAUGUUAUUCAACUAAGCUCCGAAGGAGUUUUUCCCUCUAAGGAUAGCUUUCGCAAAUGACAUUUUAUGGUUAAAGCACAGCCCUGAUCAUUUCAAUAUAAAUUUUUGACUUCUUGUGUUUGCGACUUCUUUAUAGGCUCAUAAUUUUGAAGAGAACCAAGAAGGAAUGAAAGCACAACUUCAUCAGCUGGCUGUGCUACUCAAGUUCGUUGAUCCUCAUUUCUACAAGUAUCUUGGUAAUUCACUCUUACGGUGUUUUUGUUUCCCUGUCAAUUUUUGUUGCAGCUGAUUCGAAUGCAUGACCAUUUACCUCGUAUAUCAUCGAUGGUAUUACAGAAAACAUGCAGUCUUUUUACUACGACUAAAUUCUUGGGUUAGCAGUACAAAGUUCGUUGACACUCAAAGUCUCGCUCAGUUUUUAUUCUUUUCUUUUUCCGACCAACACCUGCUUUCCCGGGCGCAACAUUCCUUUUCGGCCACCCCAUCUUUGAUACUUUACCCUUAAAAUCAAGCACGUUGUCAGGGAAGUUUUCAGUUCAGUGUGGCCGGAAACCUGGGAUUACAUUGGCUUUACGUCAGUUUGAUCCUAGUAUUUGAUUUUUCUCCUUGCAACAGCUAUUUAAUCAAUUAAAUCAAAAGCUAAAACCAAUGACAAUUUGGCUGCCUGCAUUUCCCACGUUAUUGGCCAGUUAAUAAACGUAUGUUUUUCAGUUUACAUGGGUUCCUUGAAAAUUAACCUUUGUUGCGAUUUGCCGCUCUGAUCGGGUCGGUCAAGUUUGGUCUGAUGGUAAUCUUUCCAAGGCCCUUUAGAGAAGUUGCGCUCCUGAGCAAGCAGAUGUCUCUGAAUGGAACAGGAAACGAAUUUUCUUUUAAGAAAAUGCACGGGGAGUGCAAUGUGACCGAGAUAUAGUUUGUUCUCUGGAAGAUUACAUUGUAAGAUACUUUGCAGUCUAUUCAGAGGUUAACACUAAAAACCGUUUGAUCUCUUUUUCGUCGACAGAAGAGCACGAUUCUGGUAAUUUAUACUUCUGCUUCAGGUGGCUUCUUAUUUGUUUUAAGCGCGAGUUCUCCUUUCCAGAUAUUAUGACAUUAUGGGAGGUGAGUUCUUAAAGGAAAAAUUUGCAAGCCAAUCUACUUCAAAACUCUCCUAUCCUGUGGGUCAGGCUUAGUUUGAAAGACUAACCUUUAGUUACCUUGACUUCAGAAUUACAAGGAGAAGACCAAAAUGGCUUCCCUCCUUUAACAGCAUUUUUUCUUCUCUAUCUUUUAUCCCAGCUUAUGCCACAUUUCCUGUUAGUUCGGAUCGCGGUCCGAAUAUUAAAGUCAGAGUUUAUUUUUCUCCUCAGACGUUGUGGUCACAGAGAUUGUCGCCAAAUUAUCACCUGAUUGUUUGUUUGGCGAUCUUGGAUAAACACCGUCACAUUAUUAUGGAGAAUAGAUUUGGAUUCACCGAAAUCCUUAAGGUACACGAACUACUUAGGCAAAGAAAUUGUCAACUCGAUUUGAAGCUAAGUUGUGCUAAAUUGCCAUCAACAGCAAAGGGCAAAGAUACUGAUUUAUCUUAUUAUAUGGGAAUUUAUUGUCGUUCAUAUACCGAUCAGGCCACUGGGGAAUGCGAAACCACCCGUUGAAUGUGUGGUAUGAGUGUGUGGCCCUUUCUUAAUUAAUCCUAAAAUUUGUGACUCGAGUCUACAUACUUUUUAUUCCAAAAUGUAUUCCUUAGUGCUUGCUUUGUAUACAUGACUGUCGGUUAAAAUUGUUGACUGUUCCUUAUCUUAACAGUACAUAAACGAUCUGGCUUACAAUAUAGACGUCCAAGAAGUGUUAGUAAGAGCUGAGCAAAUCUGUCUCCAGUUGCUUGUAUAUCCUGAUGUACCCGCAGAGGUGAAAGACAUACUCACUGGCAAGAACGAAGCCAUGAUGACUCCAAACGUGGAAAAAACAGACCCCUUCCUCAUGGCACACAGUAGACAUAUGGUACAUUUACUAGAUGGCUGUGGGCUAGGCAAAGCCAGCUCACCUUUACAGACUUCUAAUCUUACUGCUUGUGACACUGACGAAUCUAUUCAUGUGCUUCCUUCAGACAAUGAAAGUACUGAAGGCAGCAAUGAAACAAGAAUGAAUGAUUUGGAUAGGGCUUCCUCCAGAUCAGGCAGGGCUCAGGUUGCAGGUGAAUCAAACGAAGUCCAAAUGAAUGACUCUGAUGAUGAAAUUGUGGUGUUGUCUGAAGAGGCACAGAAUAUAUUUUAAUGGUUGAGGACGAAAGGUUACUUUGAUUUUUAAAAAAAAAAUGUAACGAUUUUUUAACAAAAUCACAGCAAAGCCUUCCUGGUGAGAAAGACGACUGCCUAUAAUAUGAAGGGACCUUCUGUUAAGGCCUAAAACAAUGAGAGACUUGGCUGUGGUCAGACAUCGCUCUUGACACAGAGUCGUGGAAUUUCUCUCUUCUUUUUAAUUCCUUCCUGAACGCCGAAGUGAUUUCUACCACCGAUCCAAGUCUGUUAAUCCCCAGUUAAUGAUGGAUUACCUUUUGAGAAUGAAGUACGCACGCAGGAUGAAGUUUUUAAUUACUUCUAGGAAAACGAUGGAGAGGUUUUAUGUAAAGUAAAAGUGUUGAAACAGUCCUUUAAAAACGCUUUGAAGAAAUUGUCCUGUUUGUUAAAAAUAGUGGUCAAAAUUUUUGUUGUCAUAGCC
Messenger RNA from Pocillopora meandrina, 10970 nucleotides. NCBI's taxonomy places the organism in Eukaryota, Metazoa, Cnidaria, Anthozoa, Scleractinia, Pocilloporidae. The record is from the annotation of a GenBank genome assembly.